CUGAUUUAAAAAUGAUCUAAUUCAGAUAAUAAAGGAAGAAAUUAUUUGAGGGGAUUGAUUCGGACAACAACUACAAAUAUGGAUAAAGAUCAAACUGCUUCUCCAGGGUCUGCCACUGUCAACAGUUUAACAGACUCACAUGUGAAGGAAGAUGGGAAUGAUCAUGAAGAUGCAGCUGCCACUGAUCAUGAUGAUAUGAUUGUAAAAGAAGUUAUUGCCGGGGUCACUCAGAGCUUUCUAGAGGAGGGUGUGGACAUUUCGAUUUUGAAGAAGCUUGAAGCCCUCUGGAUUACGAAGAUACAAGCAAUUGACGCUGAUGCCACCGUGGCAAAGUCUAACCCCCGCCAAAUCUCUCAGCCCGUCCCGCGAAAUAUUGUCAAAGCAAAGAGGAACACAAAGAAAUCCGGGAAAUGUGAAAACCCGGUUUCUGAGCAGGCGCUAGAUGACGAAGUAGACCUGGAGCUAACUGGAGCAGGUUUACAGCUAGUCUUGAACCCGGAGAAGUCCAAACUGACCGAACCAACCAGCGUAGAAACUCCGGGUGAGGGAAUGGUACUGCGUAGUCGGAAGAAGAAGAACAAGAAGGUUUCACUCUCAAUGGAUUCCAUUCAGGAGUUCUCCAAAUAUUCUCUCCAGCCUGUUGUAAAGCUGUCCAAAUUGAAGUUUAAAGGAAUAGAACGGAAAUUGUUGUCUAUGAAGAUGAUGCAGCAGGUUGAUGGACCAGCAGAUUCUAGUGACGACGAUGAGAAGGAUGAAGAGGAUAAUGACGAGGAUGAAGAUGAUGAUGAUGACGACGACGAUGAUGAUCUGGAUCCUGAUGGUGAGGAUGAUGAUGAGGGUGCAGAGGAGGAGCCUCUGGGCAGUGAGGAUGAUAUCUCCGACGAAGACGCAACAGAGAUAUUUGAGACGGAUAACGUGGUGGUGUGUCAGUAUGAUAAAAUCUCAAGGACCAGGAAUAAGUGGAAAUUCAAUCUGAAGGAUGGCAUCAUGAACCUUAACGGGAAGGAUUAUGUGUUCUCCAGAGCACAUGGAGAAGCUGAGUGGUAAUCCCUCAACACCCCUACUUUCGGGGAGGGGGGAAUUUACCCCCCACUCUCUCGAGGACAUUACCUCCCCCCGCUCAUCUGGAGAGUAAGAUUUGAUACUGGAAACCCUUGACAAAAUGGUUAUAUUUGAGGGUCACCUAUAUAUUUAACUGUUAAAAUGUCCCAGGCGUGACGUUUGGAUAAAUACUCCUAAACUUUUAUACCAUUUUUUAUGUCCUAUGGGUCUGGCACUGUUAAAAGACCUCUAAAAACGUAAAUUAAAUUAUCUAUGAUUGUUCUUAACGUUAAUAUCGUUGAAAUCUCUGAAAAUUAUCUUUCAAAUUUCCCAAUUUGAAAGGUUUUGAAAGACAACUAAAACGACCAUGUAUAAAUUCGAUUAGAAUUUUCUAUGUAUUCUAAACAUUCAAGUCCAUCGUCUCCUUCUCUUGUUACAAAAAAGUAAGUGUUGAAGAAAGAGGAAAAAGAUUUUCAAUGUUUCAGA
Eurytemora carolleeae is the source of this 1527-nucleotide messenger RNA. Its product is annotated as transcription initiation factor IIA subunit 1. Bases 79 to 1047 code for a protein of 322 amino acids. NCBI's taxonomy places the organism in Eukaryota, Metazoa, Arthropoda, Copepoda, Calanoida, Temoridae. Gene Ontology annotation, biological process: transcription initiation at RNA polymerase II promoter; transcription by RNA polymerase II. The transcript is spliced from 8 exons. The record is from RefSeq and is a predicted model, not a curated record. Gene Ontology annotation, cellular component: transcription factor TFIIA complex.